Rhipicephalus microplus (southern cattle tick) is the source of this 985-nucleotide messenger RNA. Its product is annotated as alcohol dehydrogenase [acceptor]-like. The record is from RefSeq and is a predicted model, not a curated record. NCBI's taxonomy places the organism in Eukaryota, Metazoa, Arthropoda, Arachnida, Ixodida, Ixodidae. Gene Ontology annotation, molecular function: oxidoreductase activity, acting on CH-OH group of donors; flavin adenine dinucleotide binding.
AUGGCGGUAAUUCGGAAACAAUGCAACUACUACACCAUCAUGUCUUAUGAGACUACUAGGCUCAUGUCCCGCAUCGCCAACAAACAGCACGGCAUGAAGGAGGCCAAUCUCAUACGACUGAUUCCUGUUGUCGCCGAUCUACCUGUGGGCAGAAACCUUCAGGAUCACAUGCACGUCGACGGUCUAUUGACAAUUCCUGGCUCCAUCGAAGCUCUUGCAUUUGUUAGCACGCGCUUUGAGAAUGAAUCGCUGCAAUUUCCAGACGUGCAGAUCGCCUUGCAGCUGCUCUCAUCUUCUGGGCUGCCCUAUAAACUCUACCUAUCACAAAUGGGUGUGAGUGACAAGGUAUACGACGAGUAUUACGGGCCACAUUUCCCGUCGUUCGGAUAUGCUUUGGUUCCCGUGAUGAACAGGCCGAAGUCUCGAGGUUACAUCAAACUGAGGACAACAAACCCACUCGACAAGCCAAUCAUCGACCCACAGUACUUGACCCAUCCUAGAGACGUUGAAGUGGCAGUUGAAGGAGUCAAGAUUGCUCGGCGCCUCAUGUUGAGCGAAGCCAUGCGUGAAAUCAAAGCAGAACCUUGGAACGACCCUCUUCCCGAGUGUGAGUCGGCAGGCGCAAUCUGGAGUGAUGGCUACCUGGCCUGCUUCGUGCGACACAUGGCUCACACCACGUGGCAUGCCUGCUGCACGUGUCCCAUGGGCAAUGAUACAAGGGCUGUUGUGGAUCACACGCUCAGGAAUACACUGGCUGGCUCCUCAGGGCCUGCCAGUGUAUUCGUGGACGCAUCCGUCAUGCCAACCAUAGUGACUGGGAAUCCCAAUGUGCCCACCAUGAUGAUUGCCGAAAAAGCAGCCGCCAUGAUUCUGAAUGAUCAUCCGUAGUAUAUAACAGUGACCAAUAAAGACCGGCUCGGUUAUGUUUGUAUCAUUUUUGUUUGGGCUAGAUUAACAAAUCAAAAUAAACAAAUUUCUCAGCUCU